Messenger RNA from Lodderomyces parapsilosis, 1617 nucleotides. RefSeq names its product cyclin-dependent serine/threonine protein kinase. Gene Ontology annotation, cellular component: nucleus; cyclin/CDK positive transcription elongation factor complex. Bases 1 to 1617 code for a protein of 538 amino acids. The record is from RefSeq and is a predicted model, not a curated record. The transcript has a single exon. Gene Ontology annotation, molecular function: cyclin-dependent protein serine/threonine kinase activity; RNA polymerase II CTD heptapeptide repeat kinase activity; ATP binding. Lineage: Eukaryota; Fungi; Ascomycota; Pichiomycetes; Serinales; Debaryomycetaceae. Gene Ontology annotation, biological process: protein phosphorylation; positive regulation of transcription elongation by RNA polymerase II; transcription elongation by RNA polymerase II.
AUGUCCAAUAGACCCACUGGACCUCGUCUGCAUGUGCAGCCGCCAUCAGGACCCUCGAGACAGAGACAGCCGGGUUACCGCGAACGUGAUCAGUAUAGGCCGAAUUAUCGAAAUGGUCCACCAUCUGGCCCUCGCAGUCAACAUCAACAACAACAGCAACAGCAACAACAACAACAACAGCAUCAGGCUACACCACCGCCACUAACUGCAUCUGCUUCACACGCCAAACCUCCGGUUAGACCAUCAGGACCAGGGAACAGGUCAUACAGAUCAUCUAGCCCUAGUGCAGGUAUAAAACGUCCCCUUCCGUCAGGCCCUUCCAGUUUCAACAAGAGGCGUGAUUAUAAUAGCAAUAAGCGAGCCAACACCGGUCGAAGCACGUAUGUUCCCAGUGCACCAAAAAGAGAGGUGGAACCCACAUUGACUCGUUCACAGAUACAUUCAAUCAAGGAGCUGCGAAGUAGUGCAAUUUAUGAACGAGUACAACAAGUUGGAGAAGGUACAUAUGGAAAAGUAUACAAGUCGAAAAAUUCUAUAACUAAUGAAUAUGUAGCAGUAAAGAAAUUGCGACUAGAAAGUGAACGUGAAGGGUUCCCCAUCACUGCAAUACGUGAAAUAAAACUACUACAAUCAUUUGAUCACCCAAACAUUGUUGGACUAUUGGAAAUGAUGGUUGAGCACAAUCAAAUUUAUAUGGUUUUUGAUUACAUGGAUCAUGAUUUGACAGGGUUGCUUACACAUCCAGAAUUACAAUUGGAAGAAAGUCACCGUAAAUAUAUUUUCAAACAGUUGAUGGAAGGUUUGAAUUAUCUUCAUGAAAAGAGAAUUAUUCAUCGUGAUAUCAAGGGGUCAAAUAUCUUGUUGGAUAACUUGGGGAAUUUGAAAAUUGCUGAUUUUGGAUUGGCAAGAACAAUGAAGAUUUUAGGUGAGGGUGAAGUUGCCGAUUUCACCAAUAGAGUAAUUACAAUUUGGUAUCGACCACCAGAAUUGUUGUUAGGUGCCACUGAUUAUGGACGGGAGGUGGAUAUAUGGGGAGUUGGGUGCUUAUUGAUUGAGUUGUAUACCAAAAUGGCUGCUUUCAGAGGUAUGGAUGAAAUCAGUCAAUUGAGCAAGAUUUUCAAUAUUUUGGGGACACCAACCUUGGAAUCAUGGCCACAAAUUGACAAGUUACCAUGGUUUGAAAUGUUGAAGCCGAAAAUCAAUAUUGCUUCCAAGUUUGCUAACAAAUACAAAGAUGCAAUGACACCAGAAGCUUUCAAAUUGGCGGAAAAAUUGUUGGCAUUGAAUCCAAACCAGAGACCCAUUGCUAAUGAAGCUUUAAAAGACGAGUAUUUCACCAACGAGCCACUUCCCGAACCCUUGACAUUUUUAAAAGAUUUGAAAGGUGAAUGGCAUGAAUUUGAAACGAAAAAGAGAAGAAGAGAGGAAAGGAAAAGAGUGAAGGAAGAGGAAGAUGCUGAACUUGCUGCUGCUAGCAAGCUCAAAGUAAAUGACAAGGAGAGUACUCGUACUAAUAGUGGUGGCAAUACAUUUGAGAGUGUUGCGCGUGAAACUGAAGGUAGUGAGAAAGUGUCGCCAGAUUUACAUACAGGAGAUGGGUAUACUGGGAAAACAUAG